Messenger RNA from Chlorocebus sabaeus (green monkey), 2536 nucleotides. It is a transcript of the gene EXOSC6, whose product is annotated as exosome component 6. Gene Ontology annotation, cellular component: nucleolus; cytoplasmic exosome (RNase complex); nuclear exosome (RNase complex). The record is from RefSeq and is a predicted model, not a curated record. NCBI's taxonomy places the organism in Eukaryota, Metazoa, Chordata, Mammalia, Primates, Cercopithecidae. Gene Ontology annotation, molecular function: RNA binding. Gene Ontology annotation, biological process: rRNA catabolic process; nuclear mRNA surveillance; poly(A)-dependent snoRNA 3'-end processing.
GGUGAGGUUAGUGGAAGCAGAGAAGCCUUGGAGCUGCUCUCCCGGCUCCCUUCCAGCAAGAUGGAUGGAUCAGGCAGCCCUGCACAAGUGGGACCAGGGCGCCAGGGAGCCGGCCGUUCUCCCUCCGAGCCUCCAGCGGGCGCCGUAGCGCUGCCCGUCACUCUCGCGACAACCCUCACGCAGGCGCGCGUCUUUAAGCAACGGAAGAACCAGUAGGUGCGGCAGUGCGUUGGGCGGAAGCGGCUCGCACGCCAAGAGCCGCCAUGCCCGGGGACCACCGCCGCAUCCGCGGCCCUGAAGAGUCGCAGCCCCCGCAGCUGUACGCGGCCGACGAGGAGGAGGCGCCCGCCGCCCGCGACCCAACGCGACUGCGGCCCGUGUACGCGCGCGCCGGGCUGCUGAGCCAGGCCAAAGGCUCGGCCUACCUGGAGGCGGGAGGCACCAAGGUGCUGUGUGCAGUGUCGGGCCCGCGACAGGCCGAGGGCGGCGAGCGCGGCGGCGGCCCGGCCGGAUCUGGCGGCGAAGCCCCGGCCGCGCUGCGCGGUCGCCUGCUCUGCGACUUCCGCCGCGCGCCCUUCGCGGGCCGCCGGCGCCGCGCUCCCCCGGGCGGCGGCGAGGAGCGUGAGCUGGCGCUAGCGCUGCAGGAGGCACUGGAGCCGGCCGUGCGCCUGGGCCGCUACCCGCGCGCGCAGCUCGAGGUGUCGGCGUUGCUGCUGGAGGACGGCGGCUCCGCCCUGGCCGCCGCGCUCACCGCCGCCGCGCUCGCCCUGGCCGACGCGGGCGUGGAGAUGUACGACCUGGUGGUGGGCUGUGGCCUGAGCCUCGCGCCAGGGCCCGCGCCCACCUGGCUGCUGGACCCCACGCGGCUAGAGGAAGAGCGCGCCGCCGCCGGCCUCACCGUGGCGCUCAUGCCUGUGCUUAAUCAGGUGGCCGGGCUGCUAGGCAGCGGCGAGGGCGGCCUGAUCGAGAGCUGGGCGGAGGCCGUACGCCUGGGCCUCGAGGGCUGCCAGCGCCUCUACCCCGUGCUGCAGCAGAGCCUGGUGCGGGCGGCCCGCCGUAGGGGCGCCGCCGCUCAGCCCUGAACUAGAAGCCUGAGCAACGACAGACGCAAGCCAAGGAUCGUGCUGCCGCCGUCCCUGAAAAGACCCACGCCGUCGGCCUCCAGCCUGCGUCAAAAUAAGCAUCCGGAGCCCUGGAGAGCACCUGGCUAGGCCCUAGCAGAGCCAAGGCGCCGGACAGCUGUGGUGUUGGAAAGGGUUUUUACAAACCUCAUUAAAGGAACUUUACUUGAGCCGGCCCUUAGCUGCGACCUAGUUGAGGAAACCUGUGAGCGCAUCCUGACUCCCAAGUUGGAAACUUUAGCUGGACUUACCUAGAAGCUGGUACCUGGAGCUGCUGUCAUUCAGGCCAGCCAGUCACUCCCUCCGAUAUAACUGGGCGACUUUUCAGAGGAUGGACAAGACGACUGUGCCUUCUGUGUCUGAGCCAAAAGAAAGACCCUUUUAUAUUUGAAAAAACGUCUUCUGGUGUGGUUCUUCUUGGUCCGGAAUUUCUAAGAGAGCAAGGCUCCUUUGUUCUUGCAUCCCAGGUGUCAAGGGUCGCGGCGGCAUUGCCUUAAACCGGUUCUGUUCCUUAGGCCCACGUGAACAGGAGAGACGGGCUGAAAAGAGCUGCAGAGCCUGAUGGGAGCGCUGUGAUUUGGAGAAGCAGCUGCCCCCACACGAACCAGAGUCAGGGGAACUGCUGAGAUACGACGAGAGUAGGGAGAGUUGGCCGGGUGCGGCGGCUCACACCUGUAAUCCCAGCACUUUGGGAGGCCAAGGCGGGGAGAUCACCUGAGGUCGGAAGUUUGAGACCAGCCUGACCAACAUGGAGAAACCCCGUCUCUACUAAAAAUACGAAAUUAACCAGCACUAAUGGUGGCGUAUGCCUGUAAUCUUAGCUACUCUCGGGAGGCUGAGGCAGGAGAAUCGCUUGAACCCGGGAGGCGGAGGUUGCGGUGAGUGGAGAUCGCACCAUUGCACUCCAGCCUGGGCAACAAGAGCAAGACUCCGUCUCAGGAAAAAGUAUGGCCCCAGAAGUGCGCUGAGUGCACCGAAUACCCCAACCUGGCUUGGUGCUGGGUAGCUGAAAAGGGUUUUGCUCUGGGUAGAAGCCAUCUGUCCUUGGCCAGGUGCAGAAUGGCACAACCCGAGCCUCCACUGCUGGUGAGAAGUGGCGCCCUGGUCCUACAAGGAAGACCCUGAGCAGCACCGCAAAGGGCAGGUGCACUGCUAGGAAAGCCAGGUACAACCUGACUGACUCACCACGAGGUGGGGUCUUUCCUGUGUCACUACCAGCUCUGCUGGUUUGGGCUCAAGACUGCAUGGGAGGAAGCCAGGUGACUGCCAUUUGGAAGGCGGCCUGGUCCCCUCUCUGCACUCAGCUUCUCUAGGAAGGGCCGACCUGGGUCAGCCCAAGGACCAGAAUGAGUUUCUGGGUCCACACCCAGAACCCCUGACCAGGAAAAAUAUAAAUUUUAUUUUUUCCCUUCUGA